Kickxella alabastrina is the source of this 1323-nucleotide messenger RNA. RefSeq names its product mitochondrial ribosomal protein subunit-domain-containing protein. NCBI's taxonomy places the organism in Eukaryota, Fungi, Kickxellomycota, Kickxellomycetes, Kickxellales, Kickxellaceae. The record is from RefSeq and is a predicted model, not a curated record. The coding region runs from base 225 to 1232 and encodes 335 amino acids. The transcript has a single exon.
CUAAAAGACCGAAAAGACUGGGUUCACAAUUGAAAGUGCUUUCUUUAUCUGCGUUCAAUUUGAAUUUAUCCAUAGUAUUUCGCUUUUUAUUUGGAUUUCACAGAAAUCAUACUUUGCCUCUAAUUCUCCUGUUGUGAACUCUGGACCCAAGCAUACGCAGGAGUAGCAGCAGCAACACACGCACACAGUCACAUACACAUAGACGUAGAUAACAGAGCAGAAACAUGGAGAGUGCGUUUGCGCGACUUUACCGCACAUCAAAGCUGGCGAGCUACGAUCGCGAGAUCAAGCAGGUGUACGCAACAUACGCUGAGGCGGCGGUCAAAGGUGACUGGGGUCUGAAGCGCAAGAUGCCGCCCAAGAUAUCCACACGACUAAUGACGAUCGGUUCGCUGGAUACGAAGGAGCAGAUCACGCAGUUUGAGAGCGCAAACCAGCAGUUCAUGAUGGUCAACGCGUGGAAGGAGAACUUCCCCGAGUCGCAGUCGCCGGAACACAACAAGAACAGCAUUAUUGGUCGGUAUACCACUGGGCAGGACCAGGCCGCCGAGGAGAAUGUGAAGCCCACAGGGCCACAGGUGAACCUUGCGCUUAUGACUCGCGCCGAGUGGCAGCAAUUUUUGGCUGAGGCGCGGUCGCGGCGCGGUGAGUGGAAGGAGAGCCUUAUGGAGGGCCGGUUUGCGCCCGAGGAGACUCUGGCCUUUAUGAAUGCCACCAAUAUGCGCGACUCGCAGGACGAUGGGAUCCGCAGAUUGCCCACGUACCACGACUACGUGCCAGCCAGCGAGGAGCUUCAGGUGCAGGGCCGCGUUCUCAACCGUGCUGCCGCCGGAUACGCUGUCGCGGUGCAGGGCAUUAUUGCGUACUUGCCUCUGCAGAACCAUUCGUCCGAUGGUGGAUAUCAGACCAGGGAUGUCAAGACGUUCUAUGUGCAUAGCGCAAAGUUCGACACCCAGGGCAGGCCCGAUGUUAUUCUUGGUAUCAGGCCGCGUGGCGCUCGCGAGUCCUCUAUCGCGUUUGACUCUGGAUCCAGGAGCUCGUUCGCCUUUAACAAGGGCCGCGGUGGGAGUAGCAAAUACCAGAACGCGCACCUCGAGCGCAUCAAGGAUAUCUUGAAGCUGAACACGGCCCUCAAGGGCAACGACAGCAGUGAGACCACCAGCAAGGAUGAGUUUGCCAAUGCCCUGGACCACAUCACCAAGGGUGGCAACAACAAGGAUGGAAAGUGGUAGAUUGACGGAGAUAAUUUGUUUGUUUUAUUCAAACAGUUCAGCGUUUAUUUACUUUAUGAAAAAAAUUGACCCUACCAAAAAAAAAAUAUUU